CUUCAACAGACAAGGUUGUUUUUUUUUUCUUCGGCGCCCAUGAUGGUCUGAUCAAGGAAAUGUGCAACCAUGCUUGUUUAGCCUAUUGGCAGCAAAGAAGUGCGCUAUUCUGUCUCCCUAGGCUUUAUCUUUCAGUAAUCAAUGAUUUCAUGACACCGAUGAAUGGACAACUACAAUGAGCUUAAACUGAAAUCCUGAAACUGCUAAUGCAUGCUUGCAAGUUAUUCUUCUGACCUUACAAUGAACAGCUAUCGGUCCCUCACUCUCCUGUAAGUUUUUAAUAAUCGAUACAAAUACAGAGCUUCUGAAGCUGAAUUCAGCACUGAGCAUUCUUGAAGCUGCAUCGUGUAGUUUGAUUCCAGUAGAUUGCUCAAAGCUGCAUUUGUGUCCAUCUUUGAAUUCGGAGGAGUCUACGAGUCCUGAGUCUUCUUCGGCGUACAUAGUGAAUCUAUGAACACAGCAUCAGUGCUUUACGCCCAUGGCACCAUCAUUUGCAACACAGCAGAAAAACAGGGGCAAGAAAACUGUUAGAUCCAAGAGGAAGAGGCGGAAGAGGGCGGCGUCUGCGCGUUGUCGCCGGAGGCGGGCACAAUGCCGCGCCUCCGCCUCCCUGUGGUCCUCCUCCUCCCCAUAACCCUCACCAUCCUCCUCCUUCUCCUCUUCACGUCUUUCCCGCGCCCACGCCUGCCCACGCCGCAGCCGCUCCCCUGCGGCGCCGCGCUCUCCGAUGCGGCCGACGGGCGGUGGGUGCCAACCCCGUCCCCCGCGCCGCCACCGCUCUACUCCCCAUCCUGCCCCUUCCACCGCAACGCCUGGAACUGCCUCCGCAACGGCCGCCCCCAGCUCGCGGCGCUCUCCUGGGCACCCACCCGCUGCGGCGGCGCCGUCGUCCCGAGGAUCGACGCCGCGGGGUUCCUGGCCGCGGCCAGGGGACGACGUGUCGGCCUCGUGGGGGACUCGCUGUCCGAGAACCUCGUUGUCGCGCUGCUCUGCGCGCUCCGCUCGGCGGACGACGGCGCGCGCAAGUGGAAGCGGCGAGGCGCGUGGCGCGGAGGGUACUUUCCCAGGGAGGACGUCGUCGUCGCCUACCAUCGCGCCGUCCUGCUCGCCAAGUACACGUGGCAGCAUGUGGGGAAGUCCAAAGAACUUCAGAAGAAUGGAAUAAAAGGAACUUACAGAGUGGAUGUUGACAUCCCUGCUGCUGAUUGGGUAAAUGUCACAAAGUUCUAUGAUGUGCUAAUUUUCAACACUGGACACUGGUGGAAUACAUAUAAAUUCCCAAAAGAGACUCCCCUGGUUUUCUACAAAGGAGGAAAGCCGAUUGAGCCUCCACUUGGCAUGGACGAUGGACUGAAAGUAGUUCUGAAAAGUAUGGCCUCUUACAUUGAAAGGGAAGUUCCCAGGAAAACACUGAAGCUGUGGCGCACACAAUCACCUAGGCAUUUCUAUGGAGGUGAGUGGGAUCACAAUGGCAACUGUGUAUCUGAUAGACUCCUUGAAGAGCAUGAGCUCGAUUCUUGGUUUGAUCCCCAGUUUGGGGGAGUGAACAAAGAUGCGAGGAUGAUGAAUUCAGCAAUCCAGGAAGCCCUAGCUGACACUGAUAUUCAGUUGUUCAACCUGACUUACAUGAGUGAGUUCCGUGCUGACGCCCAUCCAGCUAUCUGGCUCGGCAAGAAGGACGCAGUGGCUAUAUACGGACAGGACUGCAUGCAUUGGUGCCUGCCCGGCGUGCCGGACACUUGGGUCGACAUCUUGGCUGCACAGAUCUUGCAUUAUUUGAAGCAGGGAAAAGGCUGAUUGCCUUGCUGAAGUUAGAAUCCUUGUCGACAUUUUUUCCCCUAUUGGAACGAACCGCGCCUUGUAAGUUUGAAUGGAGGGAGAAGAUCCCGAACAGAGAAUGAUGUCAAGGCCCCCAUUACAUGCCUCAAAGAAGGGAAAUGCCCCGUGGGUGUGUCAUCGUCUCCUGAUCGAUCUGUGGAUCAAGGUGUUCGCUACUAGCCUGGCAUCACAUCCUCCCCUCGUAGGUCACUUCCACCACUCAGGAGUUACCCGGGCCGGAUCUGACUAUUGGAGACCCUGCACGGCUAGUGAAUGUUCCAUGCUAUAUAAUUACAACCUUACUUUUGUAGUCUCUGACAAGUACGUUUUCCAUAAUGGCCUGCUGUGAUACUUUUUGUCUCAACUACUUUUGUUGAUGUUUCAGAACCCUGCCCUGUCUCUAUGGAAAAUAAGAGUGUUAUGCUA
Molecule: messenger RNA, 2244 nt
Organism: Panicum virgatum (switchgrass)
Lineage: Eukaryota; Viridiplantae; Streptophyta; Magnoliopsida; Poales; Poaceae
Product: protein trichome birefringence-like 12
Exons: 4
Coding region: 592-1797 (401 amino acids)
Cellular component (GO): Golgi apparatus
Molecular function (GO): O-acetyltransferase activity
Source: RefSeq, a predicted model, not a curated record